Molecule: messenger RNA, 1851 nt
Organism: Phasianus colchicus (ring-necked pheasant)
Lineage: Eukaryota; Metazoa; Chordata; Aves; Galliformes; Phasianidae
Source: RefSeq, a predicted model, not a curated record
GAGGAACUCGCAGCCACCCCCCCCGGCCCCACUGCAGGCCUGAAGAUGGUGAAGCUGUUCAUCGGGAACCUGCCGCGGGAGGCGACGGAGCAGGAGAUCCGCUCGCUGUUCGAGCAGUACGGCAAGGUGCUGGAGUGCGACAUCAUCAAGAACUACGGCUUCGUGCACAUCGAGGACAAGACGGCGGCCGAGGACGCCAUCCGCAACCUGCACCACCACAAGCUGCACGGCGUCUGCAUCAACGUGGAGGCCAGCAAGAACAAGAGCAAGGCCUCCACCAAGCUGCACGUGGGCAACAUCAGCCCCACCUGCACCAACCUGGAGCUGCGCGCCAAGUUCGAGGAGUACGGCCCCGUCAUCGAGUGCGACAUCGUCAAGGACUACGCCUUCGUGCACAUGGAGCGGGCGGAGGACGCGGUGGAGGCCAUCCGAGGGCUGGACAACACCGAGUUCCAAGGUAAGAUAAUUGCGGCUGGACGUCGGGUUCCCGUGCCGUGCGCGUCUGACUGUGCUGGGCUUCAAAGCACACCCGUUUCACCUAACGAAUCGGUCCCUAAUGGACGCACGAGCUUCUUCGUAGCGUAGUCAGAAGUAGCUGAUCCCCCUUCCCAGGCCCCACUUUACAUUCAGUCUUUCAGGAUUUGCUUUCUCGCCUCCCCGUGCCACUCUCCAGCCCCUAGCUGGUCUAGGCUCAGGUUCAGCGCGAGCGUAGCCGUAGCACGAGCUUUGCUUCCCUGUUCCCCUGGCGGCGUGCGUGGAGCUGCUGUUCCCCCUCUUGCAGCCUGGGCUGUAGCUUCUUUUGGUUCGGUUUUGGUUUGUUGGGGGUUUUUUUUCUUAUUUUUUUUUUAAGGACGUGCGUGUUUUUUUAAAGAUGGUCAGUCUUACCGUUGUGGUACUUAGUGAUCCCAACUGCGCUGCGCCGAGCCCGGCGUCACGCCUGGAGCCCAACCUGCGGCUCUGCCUCGGCCUUGAGCUCCCACCCCUCCCUCCCUCCCUCCCUCCGACCGCUCUUUCCAGUCAAAUAAACUCUUUCAACGAACCUCUUAACGAACCCAGGCCUGUGUCUCCUGCGCGGGCGCUUCCCCUUCCCCUGCACUCACCACCGUCAUGCUGCAAACGAAGGGACCGCCGAGGCAGCAGCUCCGCCUUACAGCCCCACUCUAACACCGCCCUCAUCCUGAUGCCAGGCUAAUUAAUGGGGCUGGCUCGUUAAGGACCCUACAGACCCCCCCGCCUUUCCCCUUGGCCUUGCCGGCCCAUUACUCAAUGCAAUUAAAUGCUUUUUGGGGCCGAGGUCUGGGCUCACCGCCUUUUACAUCCUGACCCUGUGGCCCCGUGCUCCUGUUGUUCUGGGGAAGCCCCUCAUCCCCCAGCCCGAAUUCUGGGGGUCGUGGCAUUGCCCAGCAGCUCUCACCUGCUCCCCUGGCUGUCUCCUACAGCUAUAGCUGCCUCUCCUAUGAUCUUCUCACAUCUCCUUUCCAGCACCUCCCUGGGUACAGCGAUGACUUCCUUGGCCUCUUUUCCAGCGCUGCCACUCAGCUCAUUCCUACCAGCAUACCUCUGGCUGUGGCUGCGCUCCUCCUGCUCUACCUCAAAGCUGUUCCUGCUGCUCCUCGGGACCCUCUUGCUGCCACCAGCCUGGAAAACGAGGGGGAGAAUUGUUAGGGUGCUCGUUACCUCCUGUGCUGUGCUGGUUAACAAAUCCUCGCCAAUGAGGCAGGCAGGGGGUGAGGCUCCUGCAACCACUGCGCCCACCCAACAGCAACCUGGGCUGGGCGUACCCCAACCAGCUGUACUGCUGCCCUGUAAGCCUGUAUUUCUACUCCAACUGGCUGCAUGGUUGUCCUGUCA